Molecule: messenger RNA, 2581 nt
Organism: Rubroshorea leprosula
Lineage: Eukaryota; Viridiplantae; Streptophyta; Magnoliopsida; Malvales; Dipterocarpaceae
Source: the annotation of a GenBank genome assembly
AAAGGGCUAAAGAGCGGAAAAGGCAACAGAAGCAGGUGGAGGCUGAGGGAAGUUCAUCUUGCAGACCACGCCAACCUACCAAAAGGAACAUGGUAUGGGUGAGAAAAGAGAAAAUGAGACUGUAACCUAGUCUUUAAUGGAGAGGGAUGACCAAUCUCCAGUUUCUCCAAAGGUAGCAUCUGUCAUUGUGAGUCCAGACGGAGUUCUGAAAGCAACUUUUGAAGCACAAGAACAAUCUGAAAAUCUUGGAGGAGGAGGAACCAAUGUCUAUGAGUUCCAAAAACAGACAGAAGAAGAGGCAAUCAUUGUUCCAACCCAAGAUGAUGAAGAGGAGGACAUGGCUGACAAAAUAGUGUUUGAAAAACCAGAAGAAAAGAUGGCCAAACACAUUAGGCCACUUUAUAUCAAUGUUCAAAUGGAUGAGACUCCAAUCAAUCAAGUCUUGGUGGAUAAUGGAGCUGCAGUCAAUGUCCUUCCAACUUGCAUACUCUACAAAAUAGGCAAGUCUCUUGGUGAUUUAGUGCAUAUUGAGAUUCAUUCAAGUUGGUGUGUCCCUUCUACACUUCACCAGAAGCUGAUUUUCUGGAAUGGUGGCAAAGUUGAGGUGGUGUCUGCAAAUGAUAAGCCUUUUUCAGCCAAUACCCACCUAGUAGAGGCUAGAUAUUAUGAAGAAGACAUUGGUACCAUUCGGUUUUUUGGGAUGAAUAGCCAUGGGAAACCGAUUGGGAUAACAGCAUGCAAUAGACUGUCAUUGUCUAAGCGUGUCGUAGAGGAAGGUGAUGAAAUAACUUUGGAGGAGCUGGAUCUUGCCCCAGCCAAGUUGGAUGAUUUAAAAGCUGAAGUUCAAGACCCACUGGAGGAGAUCAAUCUAAGGUAUGCAAAAUGGUUGUCAAAUGUAGUGCCUGUGCUGAAAAAGAAUGGAAAAUUAAUAGUCUAUUUUGAUUUUCGAAACUUGAACUUAGCUACACCAAAGGAUGAGUAUCCCAUGCCAAUUGCAAACUUGCUGGUUGAUGGAAUAGCCAGUCACAAAAUUUUAUCUUUCAUGGAUGGCCAUAGUGGGUACAACCAAAUUUUUAUUGCAGACACAAACAUUCCAAAGACAGCCUCUCGAUGCCCAGGUGCUGCUGGAACUUUUGAGUGGGUUGUGAUGCCAUUUGGUAUGAAGAAUAUUGGAGCUACCUAUCAAAGAGCCAUGAAUGCAAUUUUUCAUGAUAUGAUUGGUAAGUUCAUGGAAAUUUACAUUGAUAAUGUUGUGGUGAAAUCACACGGGGAAGAAGACCACUUGGUCCAUUUGAGGAAGGCUUUUGAGCAGAUGAGGCAACAUGGCUUGAAAAUGAACCCACUAAAGUGUGCCUUUGGAGUGUCUGCAGGUAACUUCCUUGGGUACUUGGUGCAUGAGCGUGGUCUGGAGGUUGACAAGAACAAAGCCAAGGCUGUGAUUGAGGCAAAAUCGCCACAGAACCAAAAGGAGUUACGGAGAUUUCUUGACCAAAAGGUUGUCAAGGGACAGGCACUGGCAAACUUUCUUGCAGAUCACCCAUGUUUGGAAGUGGAAGCAGAUGAAGAAAAAGGGAUAAACUUGUUUUCAAUAAGUUUAGUUUCUUGGAAACUUGUUUUUGAUGAAUCUAGUACAGAAACCAUAUCUAGAGCUGGGGUCAUGGUAAUCUCCCCGUUUGGGCUAAAAACACAAAUGUCUUUCCAACUGGAAUUCGAUUGCACAAAUAAUCAAGUAGAAUAUGAAGCUUUGAUUAUUGGUCUUGAGAUGUUGGUGAAGCUUAAAGUAUCCAUGGUUAAGGUUAUAGGGGACUCACAGCUAGUCUUGAAGCAAUUUAUCUGCAUUGAUGUCACCCAGAUAGACUGGCGCUUUUCAAUUAUUCAGUACCUUAAGGAUCAAAGCACUAAGAUUUGGUCUGCUAGAAACAAUUACAACAAACCAAGGCACAGUUUUGUCAGCCAUCAAGUGGAGGCAUUUGCAAAGGAAAUGGGUUUUCAUCUGUUAAAUUCCACUCCACAUUAUGCACAAGCUAAUGGGCAAGAUGAGGCUUCUAACAAGGUGGUGAUUAAUUUGCUUGAAAAAAUGGUGGAUGACAACCCUAGACGCUGGCAUGAACUGUUGUCUAAAACAUUGUGGGCUUAUAGAACUUCACAAAGGAGUUCAACUAAAAUGACACCUUUUAUCUUGACAUAUGGCCACGAUGUAAUCUUGCCAAUGGAGUUAACAGCCAGGUCUUUGAGAAUAGCAAUUCAGCAUAACCUCCAGUUUGGGGAAUACGAUGAGGCCAUGAUGCUUGAGCUUGAGGACCUUGAAGACACACGCUUGAUAGUUUUGGAUAGGUUGCAAGCUCAAAAGCUCAAAAUUGUAAAGUCUUACAACAAAAGAGUGAAAGGUAAAAUCUGGCAGUUGGUGACUUAGUCUGGAAAGCAAUUUUACCUCUUCGUAAGAAAGAUCACAGAUUUGGAAAGUGGUCCCCAAAUUGGGAAAGACCAUUCCGAAUUCAUGAAGUGUUGAAAGAGGGUGCUUAUUGGUUAGAGUCACUCAAUGGAGAGCUUCAUCCCAAAAAAAUCAAUGGAAUUUAUCUCA